Molecule: messenger RNA, 1224 nt
Organism: Penicillium manginii
Lineage: Eukaryota; Fungi; Ascomycota; Eurotiomycetes; Eurotiales; Aspergillaceae
Product: zinc knuckle
Exons: 3
Coding region: 1-1224 (407 amino acids)
Source: RefSeq, a predicted model, not a curated record
AUGACUCUACGUGCAAACAACGAGCUUAUGAUUCGAUUCGAUCGUAUGUCGGAAGUAUACGCAAAUAAUGUCGAAGCUAUUACUGCGGAGUCAGCACUAUAUCGCAAGGAGCUGGAAAUAUCGCGGAAAGAGGCCAAUGAGCUCCAAAAGGAGAUCGCCAACAUGAAAGAACUAAUCCAGUCGCUGUCACUGGGCCGCCCACCACGUCGCCUAGCGCCCAGACCAGCAGCCCAGGAAGAAGCUGGGCAUCUGUCAUUUCGCAAUCAUCACUUCAACCGCUACGAUCAACUCUGGGGAGGAAAUCAAGUGGCAACGCGGAGCCGUCAGGGUAAAGCGGAACCAAUUAUGCUGAUGGCAGACUGGGACCUCACAAGCUUAUUACCCCGAGGGAUCUUCACCCGGGAAGAAGGCUCAUAUCGGGCGACCAUCGAUCUUGUCCUCGCGUCGACAGAUCUGAGCAGGCGGGCCAUACGGUGUUGUAUUCAACCCGUUAAGCAUGGGUCAGGCCACCGUGCAAUUGAAACAACCUUCCAGAGCGAAGCACGACCAACGCUUCCCCAGACAACCUCGCGAAACUGUAUAAGAGACCUAGAGACAGAGAUUAUAGAUAUCACAGACCGCUCGGAACUAGAUGCGACUGCAGGGCGCUUGACUAGCAGGAUAAGCGCAGCAAUUCGCCAGCUGGUCCCGGUUGCGCGGCCAUCCUCAUACGGUAAACGCUGGUGGACUCCGGCCGGAUUUAACGGCACUGCGAGACUCAUACACAUGGGCCCGAAAUCGGUACACACAAGCUCGGCGUACCACCGGGCAAUCCGUGACACCAAGCGACGGCAUUGGAGAGAGUUCCUUAACAAUAAUGACAUUUGGAAAGCUGCACGAUACCUCCAGCCGGGAGAGGAAUCCAUGGGGGUAGUCCCCACACUAUGCUUGGGUGACCAGAUGAUCAAUGAUGACCAGGGAAAGGCCCAUGCACUCCUUAAGACCUUCUUCCCCCCGCUGCCCAGUAUCCAGGACGAGCCGCCAAGAGACAGGCCGCUACCGAACGCCCUUCCGAAGGAAAUGAUCACGGAACACGAGAUCGAGGUGGCUCUGAUGCGGAUGGCAUCGUGGAAAGUACUGGAGGCACAGGAUAGGGAUACUCGCAGAGAGACUGAAGAUGGUGCUGACAUGAAGAUGCUAUGGAGAGAAGCUAUCUACAUGGCAGGCACGGUGGGCACUGGCUGA